Messenger RNA from Plenodomus lingam JN3, 552 nucleotides. RefSeq lists its product as uncharacterized. The record is from RefSeq and is a predicted model, not a curated record. Lineage: Eukaryota; Fungi; Ascomycota; Dothideomycetes; Pleosporales; Leptosphaeriaceae.
AUGCCUCUACCGAAAGAUAUCCUCAACGUAAAAGCCGGGGACAAACUCUCUGCCGAAUGGCACCAUACGCUGGAUUCCAAGCCCGAGACAGACAAGGCAGACCCCAUUGACCCUGGCCACUUGGGCCCUAUAAUGGUUUAUCUUGCCAAAGUCGACGAUGCCCUGACCACAAAGGUCACCGGCUUAAAGUGGUUCAAGAUUUAUGAAGACGGCAUGGAUGCAAAUGGCGAAUGGGCUGUUACGCGUCUUUACAACAAGAAGGGCUUGGUAGAUUUUGCCAUUCCUUCAUGCAUCCCGAGUGGACAUUAUCUUUUGAGGGCAGAAAUUAUCGCGCUACACGGUGCAGGCAGCUACCCAGGUGCUCAAUUCUACAUGGAAUGUGCGCAGAUCAAUGUUACAGGUGGCGGCAAUGCCAAUCCCCCUACGAUAAGCUUUCCUGGUGCGUACAAAGGUUCAGACCCAGGAAUCAAGUUCCAGCUGUACUGGCCAAAGCCUACAUCGUACAGUAUUCCUGGUCCCCGGCCCUUCACUUGUUCUGCUAAGCGCAAUUGA